This is a messenger RNA of Carassius auratus (goldfish), 2093 nucleotides long. Its product is annotated as interferon-induced GTP-binding protein Mx2-like. Bases 19 to 1341 code for a protein of 440 amino acids. The record is from RefSeq and is a predicted model, not a curated record. Gene Ontology annotation, biological process: synaptic vesicle budding from presynaptic endocytic zone membrane; receptor internalization; defense response to virus. Lineage: Eukaryota; Metazoa; Chordata; Actinopteri; Cypriniformes; Cyprinidae. The transcript has 9 exons. Gene Ontology annotation, cellular component: synapse; nucleus; plasma membrane. Gene Ontology annotation, molecular function: microtubule binding; GTP binding; GTPase activity.
UAGAUCAAACAUCUGAUUAUGAAAUAUAUUAAGAAACCUGAGACUAUAAACCUGGUUGUGGUCCCUUGUAAUAUUGACAUUGCAACAACAGAAGCCUUAAAAAUGGCACAAGAAGUUGAUCCUGAGGGCAAAAGAACAGUUGCCAUUUUGACCAAACCAGACCUCAUAGACAAAGGAACAGAGGAACGCAUUCUGGCCAUUGUCCAGAACAAAGUGAUUCCUCUCCGCAAAGGUUACAUCAUGGUGAAGUGUAGAGGACAACAGCAGAUCAAUGAUGAAAUUCCUCUGGAGGAGGCAGCACAAAUGGAGAGAGAUUUCUUCCAAAACCAUGACUAUUUCAGAUGCCUCUUGAAAGAGGAUAAAGCAACUAUUAAAAAUCUUGCCGUCCAACUAACUCAGGAUCUUGUUGAUCAUAUCAAAAAAUCAUUGCCACAGCUCCAUGAGCAGAUAAAUAAGCAGUUGUGGAGUGUGAAGAGAGCACUUAAGGACUGUGAGAUUGGACCACCAGAAGACCCUGAGGGAGCCAAGGAUUUCCUUAUUAAAACAUUAAAUGGAUUUAAUGAGAAAAUCAAGUCUCUGUCAUCAGAAGAGAUGAUAACUGAGAACAAUAUGUUUGCCCAGCUUCGUGCUGAAUUCAAGAAGUGGAAUGAUUAUCUUAACAGUACAAAGACACCCUUUAACAAUUCAAAUGAGUUAAGCAAGAAUUACAGAGGGAUGGAACUGCCUGGUUUCAUGAACUACAGAUUCUUUAAGAAGAUAAUGCAGGACCAUGUGGCCAAACUUAAGGAUCCAGCCAUUGAUUUACUCAAUGCCAUAAAAGACAUCAUCAUUAAGCAAUUCACGGACGUGGUGAGUGAGUGCUUCCAGAACUAUCAUGUCCUUCAAAACAUCACUAAGGACAAAAUCAACAACAUUCAGUUAACCCAACUAGAAAAGGCAGAGCAGAGGAUCGCAGAGCAGUUUGAAAUGGAAAACAGGAUCUACACUCAAGAUCCCAUUUUCCUGAAGACCUUGAGUGAGAUUACAAAUGAGACUUUUUCAGAAAAGGAGUUACCUGUCUUUGACAAACCAUGCAAGUAUAAACAAAUGCUGGAGGCGUAUUAUGAGAUUGUGGUGCAGCGGGUGGCUGACCAACUGCCCUUGAUGAUCAACUUUUACAUGCUGCAGGAGACGGCUCAGCUCCUGACUAUUGACACAAUGAAAUUACUGGAAAAGCCAGAUGUGCAUGAGCUCCUGUCUGAGGACUCUGAUGUCAGCAGAAGACGCAAAGACCUAAGAGCUCGUCUGAAUCGUUUGACUACUGCUACAAAAACAAUUAGCAAUUUUCUAAAUAAUCACUAGAAGAUAUAUCUGUAAAAACAACAAAAAAUACUAAAUAUAAAAAUACGAAUGUAUCUAAUCUUAAUCUUGUAAUGUAUCUGACAACCAUCCAUUUUCCAGACUUGUUUAAGCGUUGCAGGAUUCGACAAUUUAACCCAUAUAACUUGUGGUAACACUUUAGAAUACUGUUUUAUCAUUACUGAAUAAUGACAAAAGAACACAUGGGUUAUACAAUAUUAGCAAUAUUAACUAAUAAGAUACUCUGAUUAAUGAAUUAGUAAGUUAUAGUGCUUAGUUGCGUUCACUAUUUGCUAAUCAGUAGCAAAUUUUUUUUCUUACCUCCCUUAAGAACUAACAAUAACUACUAUUUACAGGUCCAUAAUUAAUAUAAAUAAUGUAUAAUUAAAUCGGGGCAUAGAGGAGAAACAAUGAUGUACAUUAUAUGAAAGAUAACGUGUUUUUUGAACCUUAAACCAUAUGAACAUUGAUUUACACCAGAUACACAAAAUAAUGUUCUUUUUAGCAACAUCAUAUGACCCCUUUAAGGCAUGUGUAUAUAUUAUGACAAUCAAAAAUUAUUAGCAAGCUAAACAAAGUUUGGUAACACUUUAGAAUAUUGUUCCAUUGUUAAUGAAUAACUAAAAAUUACUAAUGUACUAUUAACAUUCUAUUAACCACGAUUAACUUUCAAAACCUCUGAUUAAUGAUGUAGCAAUAGCACUCUAUUAGCGAAUCAACAAAUAAAAUGUUUUCAUUUAUCCUGGAUAACUAAU